AUCUCUCGAUUCCCGCUCAGUUUCGUUUCGGCAAUCAUUCGGAUCACACGGAAAAAGUCGCUAUUAUCGCCAUCUAUUAUGGUCUAUCAACCGAUUAGACUCCUCCUGGGAGUCAUCCUGCUUUCAAUCUGCUUAAUAGAUGCUUCUAUGCCACAUCCUUUGGCCGCAAACUACUCCAUUGACAUCCUGCGACUGGCCAAAGCGGCUCACAUUAAGGCUUAUAUGGGGGAGGAUAAGGAGGAGGCAUGCUCUAACUUCUACAACUUUGCCUGCGCCAAUUGGCCACGUUUGCAUCCGGCUCGGAUCGCCAAACAGCGGACUAACUAUCUAGAGGAGCUCCAGGAACUAUAUAUACGGAAAAGCGCAGAAAUGCUUAAGAGUGCUACGAGAGGUGCUGAAAAUAGCGCCGAUCGGCAGUUAAAGAACUUCUACGGCUCGUGUCGCCUUCAAGCCAAUGACACGCAAUCUGCUUUGAGAACCCUGCAAAGUGUGGCAGAUUUCCGGGGCGGAUGGCCAGAGAUUAGAGUCGCCUCCUGGUAUCAGUACGAGUACGAUUGGCUGCAGGUGGUGGCCAAUCUGAAAAGUAAGCUAGGCGUUGAUAUCUUUAUUGGACUGAAGGUGAUCCUCGACUACAAAGAAGAGAAAAUGCAUCGCUUGAAGAUCGGAGCCCCUGAAUUCCCUAUGUCACGUCGUCACUAUGUGCAUCCCCAUUUUGAUGGAACCCGCGAAAUCUACGAACGUUCGAUUGAAAAUAAACUAAAACUAUAUUUCCCGAAACAAUCGGAGCAAUGGCGACGGGAAGUGGCCAAUCAGGUCCUGCAGAUAGAGCAACAAUUGGCCAAGGGAUUGCCACACAAUCCUGUACUAACCUUGCAGCAAACCACUCGCCAAAGGUCCGCCGCCGAAAUGAAGGCCGCCUACGGCAGUUAUGUGGAUAUAACCCGCUACUUGCAACUCAUUUUCAAUGAUAAUCUGUAUAUGGAUUUGUAUGAAACUCCCGAGGAUUAUCUAUCCAAUUUGGUGGAUGUAAUAAGGGAAACACCCAAACUGCAGCUGGCGAACUAUACCAUGUGGAAGGCCCUGGAAGCUUUGGAUGCCGCAAGAGUUCCACCAUCCCAGCAACCGGACAUUUGGUGUGUCCAGUUGGCCCAGCAAUAUUUCCCCCAUCAACUGGAGAGUCUAUUCCAUCGCAAUUACAAUCACAUGCAAAUGAUCAAUGAGUUACAGUCGACGUGGUCGGAUAUCAAGCGAGUCUUUCGCGAGGAUCUGCAAGCCUCGGAGCGUUUACUCUGGCUAACAUUGGAGACUAGACAGAAGGCCAUAAACAAACUGGAGGCCUUGAAGCUACAAUUCCGGACUCACGAUGACAACAAACUGAUCCGCCAGAUGCACGGACUUAAUUUGCAGGCGGAUCACUUCUAUCCAAAUUUGGUGACCGUUCUCCAGUGGCAAACAAAACGUGGUCUGGCCAAGUUAAUGGAGGAACCCGUGCCCGAAGAUGAAGUCUACAAACUGCCCCACUAUGAAAUCCAAAAGAAUCGCAUCCAGGUUCCCAUUACAUUUCUACAGGCCAGAUUCUUCUGGGAUCCCGCCUAUCCUAAUGCUCUGAAGUACGCCACAUUGGGUGUCCUCCUCGCUCGCCAAAUGCUGCACGGAUUCGAUGGUGUCGGAAGGCGGUACGAUGUCCAUGGCUAUCAAAACAACUGGUGGGAUAAAACCUCUGAGGAUUCAUAUGCCCGACGAUCGCAGUGCUUUCUGGAACAGUAUGCAAUCUUUGUGGAAUACAAGGGUAAACCUAUCCAGGAUAAGGAUCUGAUGCGUCGAAUUGUGGCCGAUAAUGGUGCUUUGGAUAUUGCCUAUCGCGCCUAUCAGCAAUGGCUGAAGAAUGCAGCCGAAACUCCGGCCAUAUAUGAUCGGGAACGUCUACCUCUGCUGGAUCACAACCACAAUCAGAUCUUUUAUCUGGGCUAUGCGCAGCUGUACUGCACAGAUUACCCGGAAUCUGUGGAGCGUUUCGAUGAGCUUCCCGAGAACUUACGUGUUAACACGGCGCUUUCCAAUUCGGAAUCAUUCAAAAAUGCCUACGGUUGCAUCAGGGGGGAUAAGUUAAAUGCCCGAUUUAAGUGCUCGCUAUACUGAUUUCUUAUGUAUUUUACCAGUCUACGAAAUAAAAGCUUUUCCUGAA
Molecule: messenger RNA, 2185 nt
Organism: Drosophila eugracilis
Lineage: Eukaryota; Metazoa; Arthropoda; Insecta; Diptera; Drosophilidae
Product: neprilysin
Exons: 1
Coding region: 79-2139 (686 amino acids)
Biological process (GO): protein processing
Cellular component (GO): plasma membrane
Molecular function (GO): metalloendopeptidase activity
Source: RefSeq, a predicted model, not a curated record